AAGACAAACUUGUUUUACCAAAAUGUAGCCAUGAAAUGUGCUGCAGUUGCUAUGAUGACUGGCGAAGAAGAUCAAUGUCUUGCCCGUUUUGUCGAGUAAGCCUAAAAAGAAUAGACUCGGGUGAGCUGUGGGUGUAUGUGGACAAGAAAGAGGCAAUCGACAUGGCCACAUUAACAAGGGAAAAUCUUAAAAGGUUCUUCGUAUACAUUGACAAGCUCCAACUCGUUCAGCCUGACUCAGUCUCUGACUCUUAUGAUUCUCAUGUGAAGUAGACAAACGGAAAAAAGACACAUGGUUUAUUUCUACAAUUUGUAUAAAAGUAGGUUUAUGACAACCACCAAAUCCUUUGUUUUUUGGGGAUUUUGGAAUGUCUUGUAUGUCGUUCAUAAAGGUAUUAAUCAACUUGUGAUCUGAUUUCGGGUUUCGUGGAUUUACCAUCAAAAUGGGUCUUUGUUUGAGGAGAAGCAGUCAAUGGGGAAGACAGUGGCCAUUCACAGAAAAGGGG
Messenger RNA from Lactuca virosa, 505 nucleotides. Lineage: Eukaryota; Viridiplantae; Streptophyta; Magnoliopsida; Asterales; Asteraceae. The record is from the annotation of a GenBank genome assembly.